AUGUCGUUCCCAACAAAAAAUGCAUUUUUCCCUCUUUUUCUUCUUGACUGUAAAUUUCUCCUGUUUGACACCGCCGCCGCCGGCGAGAAACCCAACAACAGCAUUUCAACAAUCCCCGUCGAAGACGAAGAGAUCAUCGGAUCCAUGGUCAUGGGUACGACCCCAUCUUAUUCAUUGGAGUCUAAAUUGGGAGACUGCAAACGCGCUGCAGGUGUUCGACACAAGGCCUUAAAGAGAAUCACUAGCAAAAAUCUCAACGAUAUACCUAUUGAUGGGUUCGAUUACGCCUCCAUCCUCAGCCAGUGCUGCGAGAUGCCGGUUGGGUUCGUCGCAUUGCCCGUUGGCAUCACGGGCUCGCUGGUUUUGGAUGGGAGGACUUACUACGUUACGAUGGCCACGACCGAAGGGUGUUUGGUUGCAAGCACGAACAAAGGGUGCAAGGCUAUCGGGGAGUCAGGUGGGGCCCAGAGUGUUGUGCUUAGGGAUAGGAUGAUGAAGGCCCCGACAGUGAGGUUUAUGCUUAGGGUGCAAGGCCAUUAG
This is a messenger RNA of Asparagus officinalis (garden asparagus), 540 nucleotides long. RefSeq names its product 3-hydroxy-3-methylglutaryl-coenzyme A reductase-like. Gene Ontology annotation, molecular function: hydroxymethylglutaryl-CoA reductase (NADPH) activity. The coding region runs from base 1 to 540 and encodes 179 amino acids. Lineage: Eukaryota; Viridiplantae; Streptophyta; Magnoliopsida; Asparagales; Asparagaceae. The transcript has a single exon. The record is from RefSeq and is a predicted model, not a curated record. Gene Ontology annotation, cellular component: endoplasmic reticulum membrane; peroxisomal membrane. Gene Ontology annotation, biological process: sterol biosynthetic process; isoprenoid biosynthetic process; coenzyme A metabolic process.